Messenger RNA from Cinclus cinclus, 1134 nucleotides. It is a transcript of the gene RSPH3, whose product is annotated as radial spoke head 3. The transcript has 8 exons. Bases 1 to 1134 code for a protein of 377 amino acids. Lineage: Eukaryota; Metazoa; Chordata; Aves; Passeriformes; Cinclidae. Gene Ontology annotation, cellular component: cilium. The record is from RefSeq and is a predicted model, not a curated record.
AUGGUGCCCGCCCGAGCGCUCGAGCUGACCGCGCCCGCCGACCUGCCCUACAGCUUCUGCAGCCAGCCCCGCUCCCUGGUCCCCCGCCCCAAGUACCGAGAGCAGUCCGAUGCCUCCGAGACGGAGAAGGGCCCGGUGCACCGCUGCAAUAUCAUGAUCGACCCGAGAGUGGUGCGCGGAAACGUUCUGUCCGUCCGCCACCCGCCGCAGCCCAGUACCCUUGAGGUUAAAAGACAGAGGAGAGCACAGAAAAAAGGACUGGCCAGAAGGCUUACGCAAGAGCAAAUUCGAGCAGGAACGCCGGAACCUGUGGAAGGCAGAGAACAUGUUUACGUGCAGACAGAACUGUAUUUGGAAGAGAUUAGUGAUCACAUAAUAGAAGUUGAUGGAGAGUGUCAAACAGAUGAAUUUUUGGACAGACCACCCACUCCACUCUUCAUACCAGCCAAAACAGGAAAAGAUGUGGCCACACAAAUAGAAGAAGGAGAGCUGUUUGACUUUGACAUUGAAGUGAAACCAAUCCUGGAAGUGUUGGUUGGGAAAACAGUUGAGCAGGCUUUGCUAGAAGUUAUGGAGGAAGAAGAGCUGGCCCAGCUGUGGUCACAUCAGCGUGCCUUCACAGAGCUGCGUAAUGCAGAGUUCGCUGAAUUGCAGCGCUUAGAAGAGCAGGACAGGCGAAUCAGGGAGGAGAAGGAACGUCGCAGACUGGAGCACCUGGAAAAGCUGCGGAAACAGAAAGAGACUGCAGAGAAAAUUGCAGCUCGGGCAUUCGCUCAGCGUUACCUGGCUGAUCUCAUUCCCUCAGUCUUCAACAAUCUUCAUGACAGUGGAUUUUUUUAUGACCCUAUAGAAAGAGAUAUUGAGACAGAAUUCCUUCCAUGGCUGAUGUCAGAAGUGGAAGAAACACUACAGAAGAAGGUUCUUGGAAGGAUGGUGCUUGACUCCUUGAUUCGCAUGGUGGUUGAAAAACGCUUAGAUGAAUUUAGCCGUCCACUUCCAUCUGAUCAGACAGAGGCACCUGCUGAAGAGCCCAGGGAAACAGAUGCAGCUCCCCAGGUGUCUGGUGAGGCAGAUGCUGCUGACCAACCAGUUGAAGAGAAAGAAGAGACUGACCAACUUGUUGCUGAGGAAUAG